AUGAACCAUUUACAAUGCGUUAUUUCUGAUGGCGUAUGUGAUUACUGUCAUAAAUACUUAUCAGUAACUCCAGUCAAAGUAUAUCCAAACAGGAAAAUAAAAUGUGGCAGAUGUUCAACAAGCAACGAUGAAGAAGAGGACGUUGGUGUAGAUUCUAUGUACAAUAAAAUUGCUGCAAGAAUUCUUUUUGAAUGCAUUAACAAGUUUGAUGGCUGUACACAAUUAUUGCAAUCAUCGGAAGUAAUUGAACACGAAAAAACAUGUUUAUCCAAAACAUUCAAAUGCCCUAUUUGUUUGGAAGAAAUAUUUACGUUUUUAAUAAUUCGCCACUUUCGACUAAAUCACCCCGAAUCCUUAUUAGAAAAACCUAAUUUUCAAGUAACUAACUUAAGGAAUAUAGAAAAAACAUUUUUGUACCAAUUAGAAUCUGAUUUGCUUUUCGUGAACUUCCGUGAUGUAUCUGAUUUGUUUGCGGAUGAUUUGAGACAGUUUUCAUUAAACUUUUUAUUUCAUUUGGGUAAAAACGAUUACAUUAAAAAUUUCAAAAUAGAUUUCUUUGAAAAAAAUACUAACAUUUUAAAUAAAACUUUUUACACAAGUGGAAACACAUCAGUUACAUAUAAUAUAACUUUAAAUAUUACAUGUGAGUCAAAGUUGUUGGUAAUGUUUCAUUUAAAUUGUGUCGAAUUUAAAAGUUCCAUAAUCAGUAUAAUACAACCCAAAAUUAAUAAAAAAGAAGAAAGUAAUAAUUUGAAAUCUCUACCUCAAGGUAAUUCGAAUUCAAAGAUAUUUCAUGAACAGCUGGGAGAAUAUUUAAAAACGCUUUUAUUCCAGAAGCGCGAUAUUUAUCCGAAUGACAAAUUUAAAGAAUCAGUCUCAUAUUUAGAGAUUACUGAAAAAGCAACUCUUUCAUAUAUAAAAUUAUUUGAAAAAGUCACCAUUACAUUUGCUUGUCGUGUAUGUUCGUUAAUUUAUCCUUUUGUAUUUAAAGUCAAAAAAUGUAUAUAUUUGUCUGGAAACAAUAGUCAUUAUUAUCUACAGUGUUCGGGAUGCUUUAAUAAAAAAAAGAUAGUUACAAAAAAUGACUUUGGAUUAGACGAAUUAAAAAAUAUUAUGUUCUUUUGCAUCUGGGAUUGUGGAACACUUUGUGUUUUUAACGAGUUGUAUAUCCAUGAAAGAAAAUGUAUAAAACAAAUUUGUCAGAAAUGUCCAAUUAAAUCGUGUUUUUAUUAUUUCAAACUGUUCGAAAUUGAAGAUCACGUAAAAAAUAAACAUUCAAUAUCAAUUUUUCAAUCAAUCAAUUGGAAUCACAGGUUAAUUAAUGUAUAUUUAGAUACUUCUAACCCUGUCAUAAAGCAUAUUAUGUUAAUAUGGUGUGUAUGCGUUUUUGUCAAAUUUAAAUGGGAGCAACCAAAUUGGACAAUCAGUUUUACUUGUGAAUUACCAGGUGUACAAAUAAAAGCUAGAAUACUUGAUAAGAAUAAUAAAAACAUAUCUACAAUAAUUGGAAAUGGUUCAUUUCCACACAAUGAGGAAAUACAAGUACAUCUAAUUUGUUUAAAAAAUGAAAAUUAA
Messenger RNA from Psylliodes chrysocephalus, 1575 nucleotides. The record is from the annotation of a GenBank genome assembly. NCBI's taxonomy places the organism in Eukaryota, Metazoa, Arthropoda, Insecta, Coleoptera, Chrysomelidae.